AAUAAUGAAAUAGCCAGUUUAUCAUUUAUCCAAAAUCAUCCAAUUGAACCUUCUAGGUUUUUUGGCUACGGUGUUAUGGUUGAUGAAAGUACACAGAGAGAAGCUAAAGUGUUAAUUAUUUGGAUUUCGUAUUGGAAUUAUAUUAAAGAAAAACCCACAAUUACUGUAAUAAAAGUAAAAGACUUAAUAAAUUGUAAUUCUGAAACAGUUUCUACCGCAGUACUUGAAGCGUGUCAACAAAAUAGAAUUGAUUCCCAAAAAUAUUAUUUUUGGUUAACAGAUAAUACGGCUUAUAUAUCCUCAGAGGUUAAUGGCAUGGUUGCUAAAUUCAAUUCAUUAGCAGCAUCUAAAUUAUUUCAGAUCCCUUGUGGAUUGCAUGCAAUCCACAUUGCUUUAAUACAUUUUGAAAAUAUGGCAUUUGAAAAAUUAGAUUCUGUCAAAAGAUUAUUGUUAAAAAAGCAUCCAUAUAAUUUACUUAAUCUUGCUUUCUAUCUUCACGACAGAUAUAAUAUUUCAGAUAAAAACAAUCCAUUAAACCUAAAAUCUGGAAUGCUAAAAGAACUCUAUAAAAUUGUAUUUAACUUUGAAAUGUGCUAA
Molecule: messenger RNA, 597 nt
Organism: Racocetra persica
Lineage: Eukaryota; Fungi; Glomeromycota; Glomeromycetes; Diversisporales; Gigasporaceae
Source: the annotation of a GenBank genome assembly